AUGUGGAUGUCUGCGCUGCUGUCAGCGUCGGUGGUGACCGCUCAAGAUGGCUCCAUAUCGGGUCCGACCAGCAGCUCGUCUGCUGCUGGGUACUCGUGCGACCCUAGCCAAUGUCAGUUGCCCAACUGCAAUUGCGCUAGCACGAGUCCUCCAGGUGGUCUUUCUCCAUCGGACGUACCGCAAUUUGUUGUCUUCACUGCCGACGACGCCAUUCAGUCCUAUACUCUUGACGCUGUCAAUCAGUUCCUUGCUCAACGACAGAAUCCGAACGGUUGCCCUAUCAAGAUGACCUACUUCACGUCUCUCAACUAUACCAACUAUACGCUUGUCACCGAUUGGUACGUUGCUGGAAAUGAAAUCGCUGAUCAUACGAUGACACAUGUCGGUUCACCUCCGGCGGAUGAGAUCAACGGAAACAUUAUUGCUCUUAACGCGCUUGCUGGUAUUCCGCUUGAUGCCAUCCAAGGUUUCCGUGCUCCUUACUUGAAUUAUACUGCUGAGACUUUGCAACUCCUUGCGAACGUUGAUUUCACGUAUGAUUCUUCCUCUGCCUCUUCAAUUCCUGUCACAGACCCAGGUACCGAUGCGUAUUGGCCUUACACGCUCGACAAUGGUCUUGCAAAUGACUGUCUGACUGUCGAGGGUAUAUGCAAGGGCCUGCCUAAGAUUCCUGGUCUUUGGGAGAUUCCCAUGUAUGCAUUCUUUGACGACCUCGGGAUUGAUGGGCCGCACUUGAUGGACCCUUGGCUGGAUACGGCAAAUGGGGCCAGUGCUGUUAAUGAUACUGCCACAUUCGAGUACAUGAAAAAUACAUUCACGGAUCAUUACACUGGGAAUAGGCAACCAGUUGGUCUCUACACCCAUCCCAUCCAUCUUUCGACCACUUAUCCCGGCGUUGAUCCCCCAAACAGCACAAUUCAGAUGAUAAACGAAUACCUAGAUUGGGUUCAGAUGCAGCAGGAUGUCUGGAUCGUUUCGAACGAGCAGCUUCUUGCUUGGGUCAGAAAUCCUGUACCCGUCUCAGAGCUCGAUUCCUUUGAGCCUUUGAAGUGUUCGACUCCCCAGGUUGACCCAUCUCUGAAAAUUUGCAAUGGUAUUCCUCAGAACGAAGCUGGCCUCCUGGAGGAGUGUGACUUCCCCGACUUUCCUUUCUUCACUUGCUAUGGUUGCCCACAAGUAGAGGUGUCCCCUUCAAACCCGAACCCGCCGCAGCAACCCCCAGCGGGCCAGCAGAUAAGAUACAGAUUGCCUUCCAACUGCUCAACGCCUUUCUGGGAUCCCAUUGCUGGGUCGUGCCUGUGUAAGUCCUCGGAUUGCGCAUUCACGGAUAACUCGCGACCUAUUGGGCCCAACGGCGCCAACUUAACUGGCGGUGGAACUGGGGGAGAUGGAUUUGACGGUUCUGGCAGUACGCCGACACCCACGUAUAUCAACUUUAAUGGCGCCAGCCCCGUUAAGUUGUGGAGUGGCAGUCUCGUUGGCAUGAUGAGUGCUUUAGCUGUGGGCACGUUUGGCGCCGCAACGGGAUGGGUUUUGGUUAACGUCUGA
This is a messenger RNA of Suillus bovinus, 1548 nucleotides long. RefSeq lists its product as uncharacterized. NCBI's taxonomy places the organism in Eukaryota, Fungi, Basidiomycota, Agaricomycetes, Boletales, Suillaceae. The transcript has 8 exons. Bases 1 to 1548 code for a protein of 515 amino acids. The record is from RefSeq and is a predicted model, not a curated record. Gene Ontology annotation, biological process: carbohydrate metabolic process.